AUGAGCCCUCAAAAGUGGCACGACACAUUCAGUCAGCUUCUGAUUCCAGAAGAAAUUCUGAAAGAAAACGGAUAUCUCUUCUUCGAAAGUGAGAUAUCAACACGUGCACAGUUCAAUAAAAGCAACAAAUGGAGUGCGUUCAUGUUCAUGCCUGAUACAGAUCCAACUCGAAAAUGCACCCGUUGCUCUCGACUUUUCAACCGAAAGUCGACGUUUGCAUACCCAAAACUCUGCCAAUAUCAUCCACUCAAAUCUGAAGAUGUCAAUGGAAUCAAGCAUCAUUUGUGUUGUUUCAAAAGAGUUGGGACAUCGAAAGGAUGUCAAUCACAUCCAUUCCAUGUACACUCACAACCAUCUGAAAAUGUUUUGGAAAAGUUUGUGAUGACGCCAAAACCUGUGUCAUCAAGAGACUAUCGGUCUAAUAAGGUUUUUGGACUCGAUGUUGAAAUGGUUCAUACGGAAAAUGGAUUAGAAGCUGGACGAAUUUCAUUGGUGGAUUGCCAAGGGCGUAUUCUAAUUGAUGAGUUCAUCAAACCAGAAGGACGAAUCGUUCAUUUAAACACUCAAUUCUCAGGAAUCGAAAUGAAUCAUUUGGACGAUGCAAAAUCUCUCAAACAGAUACACAAACUUAUGUUCCAAUUCAUUAACCAAUCGAGUAUAAUUGUCGGACAUGGACUUUCGAACGAUUUCAAAGCUCUUCAAUUAGUACAUCUCAAAGUGAUCGAUACAGGAUUGAUAGUAACGACUGAGAAUGGGAAAAUGAUGUCACUGAAAAGAUUGGCCAAGAAACUGUUGGAUGUGGAUAUUCAGGAAAGAGUUGGAGGUCACGACUCGAUUGAAGAUGCGAUGACGUGUCUCAAGAUUGCGGAAAAACUUGUAAAUAUGUAUUAA
Messenger RNA from Caenorhabditis remanei, 891 nucleotides. RefSeq lists its product as uncharacterized. Lineage: Eukaryota; Metazoa; Nematoda; Chromadorea; Rhabditida; Rhabditidae. Gene Ontology annotation, molecular function: exonuclease activity; nucleic acid binding. The transcript has 4 exons. The record is from RefSeq and is a predicted model, not a curated record. Gene Ontology annotation, cellular component: nucleus. The coding region runs from base 1 to 891 and encodes 296 amino acids.